GGGGUGGAGGAGCCCGGGAGGCGGGAGGCGCCGGGGCCGUUUAAGCGGCCUCCCUCCCGCCCCCAGCCGCCCGCUCCGGCCCGGGUUCUGCGCUGCCCCCCAGCCUGGCCCCGCUCCGGCCCUGCGGCUCCCGCGGCGGCCUCGGGAGCAGCCCAAGCCCAUGAGGGCCGCGCGCCCCGCCGCCGGUGCUAAGCAGACGGAGCUCCGGGCCCCCGUGGAGGAGCGGAGGAUCAAUGCGGUUCAGGAACCGAUUCCAGCGUUUCAUGAACCAUCGGGCCCCUGCCAAUGGCCGCUACAAACCAACUUGCUACGAACAUGCUGCUAACUGCUACACACACGCAUUCCUCAUUGUGCCAGCCAUCGUGGGCAGUGCCCUCCUCCAUCGGCUGUCUGAUGACUGCUGGGAAAAGAUAACAGCAUGGAUUUACGGAAUGGGCCUCUGCGCCCUCUUCAUCGUCUCCACGGUAUUUCACAUUGUAUCAUGGAAAAAGAGCCACUUAAGGACAGUGGAGCACUGUUUCCACAUGUGUGAUCGAAUGGUCAUCUAUUUUUUCAUUGCUGCUUCCUACGCUCCAUGGUUAAAUCUCCGUGAACUUGGACCCCUGGCAUCUCAUAUGCGUUGGUUUAUCUGGCUCAUGGCAGCUGGAGGAACCAUUUAUGUAUUUCUCUACCAUGAAAAGUAUAAGGUGGUUGAGCUCUUUUUCUAUCUCACAAUGGGAUUUUCUCCAGCCUUGGUGGUGACGUCAAUGAGUAACACUGAUGGACUUGAGGAGCUCGCCUGCGGGGGCUUGAUUUACUGCUUGGGAGUUGUGUUCUUCAAGAGUGACGGCAUCAUUCCGUUUGCCCACGCCAUCUGGCACCUGUUCGUGGCCACGGCAGCUGCAGUACACUACUACGCCAUUUGGAAAUACCUUUACCGAAGUCCCACGGACUUUAUGCGCCAUUUGUGACCAGUCUGUCCUCGGUCUCCGUACAGUGUUCUCUCGGUUGUAGUAUUUGGGAGUGGGGUGAGAGCUGAAAGUUGCACAGUGAAGAGUGAGCAACUGCACUGACUUAAUUUAUAAUUUUUGAGUAUAAUUACUGUGAAAGUAUAAAAGCUGUGUUCUGGAGCUUUACUCCUCACAACCAACAAAAUUAUUCAUUCCAUUCCACUAUCAUGAAGGGCUCUGGGUAGACUUGGCCAACUGAUGUUUACAAACCAGAAUUUUGUAUUUUUGUUUUACAGAUUUUGCUAGAUGAUUUUUCUAAAUUGCUAGCUCAGUUUGUUGAAAGCGCAAUAAGAAAACUUCCUUUUUAAGAAAAAAACAGUCAUUUCUAUCGCUUUUCCCGUUCACUGUGUAAAGAAUCAUGGACAGAGCCCACACUACCAUAUUUCAUCUUGGCAUAAUAGGAUUAUUUUUUAAGUAGAAACUUUAGUUUUUUUGUAAAUUUUUACAACCUAUUCCAUCGAAGCCCAUCCCUAUGGCUCCACAUCCACCUUGUGAAGUUUUGCAGCAAGCGGUUAACAUUCCACUAACAAACAUACCUCUUCUGAUGGUUUUAUUAAGUGUGGAGAAUUUGCCAAUUUUUAGAAACUGCAGUUUUCAAACUUUUCUGCCAAUCUCUAACUCUGAAUCCAGUGUUGCUUUGGGCCUAACAUACCUGACCUGGUUUGCUUUACCAGUCAUGGGAAAGUAUUUUGAUAUCAU
Nannospalax galili (Upper Galilee mountains blind mole rat) is the source of this 1688-nucleotide messenger RNA. RefSeq names its product monocyte to macrophage differentiation associated (gene Mmd). Bases 234 to 950 code for a protein of 238 amino acids. Gene Ontology annotation, molecular function: pore-forming activity. The transcript is spliced from 7 exons. Gene Ontology annotation, cellular component: membrane. The record is from RefSeq and is a predicted model, not a curated record. NCBI's taxonomy places the organism in Eukaryota, Metazoa, Chordata, Mammalia, Rodentia, Spalacidae.